Molecule: messenger RNA, 1521 nt
Organism: Zonotrichia albicollis (white-throated sparrow)
Lineage: Eukaryota; Metazoa; Chordata; Aves; Passeriformes; Passerellidae
Source: RefSeq, a predicted model, not a curated record
GGGGUCCCCGGUGCUGACGGUGGCCCGCAGGUGACCCCCGGUACCGAUCCGGUGCGCAGCCCCGCGCUGCAUGGACUGGUACAUGAUGAACUGCGAGCUCCUGGCCACCUGCAGCGCCCUGGGCUACCUGGAGGGCGACGUGUACCACCGGGAGCCCGACUGCCUCGAGAGCGUCAAGGACCUGAUCCGGUACCUGCGCCAUGAGGAUGAGACCCGGGACGUGCGGCAGCAGCUGGGGGCGGCCCAGAUCCUGCAGAACGAUCUCCUGCCCAUCCUGGUGCAGUACCCACAGGAGAAAGUGCUCUUUGAUGCUGUCAUCAGGUUGAUGGUGAACCUGACCCAGCCGGCCCUGCUGUGCUUUGGGAAGGUGCCAGCUGAUGCCACCUCCCGCCACCACUUUCUGCAGGUGCUGUCCUACCUGCAGGCCUACAAGGAGGUGAGUUUGCACUCUCGGUUUGGUGGCUCCUACGUCCUGCAGGGCGUCAAGUCCAUCGGGGACAGGGAUGUGGUGUUCCACAAGGGGCUGCACAAUCUCAAGAGCUACAGCCACGACCUGGAUGAGACCUAUUACCUGUGGGCCACCUCCUUCUUCAUGGCCUUCAACCGGCUCCAGGGCUUCCGGCCCGAGCUGGUGUCCGAGACCGUGGGCGUCCGAGCCUUCCACUUCAUCGAGCAGAACCUCACCACCUACUAUGAGAUGGCACUGAUGGACAAGAAGGAGGCAACAACCUGGGCCCGUAGGAUGCACCUGGCCCUGAAGGCGUACCAGGAGCUGCUGAGGACACUGCAGGAGAUGGAUCGCUGCCCGGAGCAGGCGGUGAGGGACAGCAGCCAGGUCAUCAAGAGCAACAUCUUCUACCUGAUGGAAUACCGGGAGCUCUUCCUCACGCUCUUCCGCAAGUUUGACGAGACCAAGCAGCCCCGGAGCUUCCUGAAGGACCUGGUGGAGACAGCUCACCUGUUCCUGCGCAUGCUGGAGCGCUUCUGCCGCGGCCGGGCCAACCUCGUGGUGCAGAGCAAGCGUGUGAGGAGGAAGAAGAAGAAGAAGCCUCAAGGGCCGGCGGUCCCUGCCCCACCCAGCACCGAGGAGCUGGAGCAGCUCUGGGAAGGAUUGGCCCCACAGGUCCAGGCCUGCCUGGAGCUGCCAUCGUGGGUGAGAUGAGCCAGGGCUACAGCUCCCUGCAGGAGGGAGAGGGGACCACCCGGAGCCGGGUGCCCCCCUGGACCCCUCAGGAGGAGCAGGAGCUGCGGGAGCUCUACUGGAAAUACAAGGAGAUGGAAGGUGGGGACAUCAUCGCUGCCAUCCUGGCCCAGCUCCCCUCGCCUGGACGGACGCGCAGGCAGGUGGUGAAGCAGCUGGUGAGGAUGGGGCUGGCCAGCAGUGCCAAGGACUUCCCAAGGGAGAGGAAAGGCACCCGCAUCGUGCUGUGGACGCAGGAGCAGGAGGAGGAGCUGACGCGGCUCUUCGAGGAGUUCCAGGGCUCGGAUGACGUCCUGGGGAACAUCAUGAAGCACCUGACG